This is a messenger RNA of Brassica napus (rape), 1941 nucleotides long. Its product is annotated as putative plant UBX domain-containing protein 14. Gene Ontology annotation, biological process: proteasome-mediated ubiquitin-dependent protein catabolic process. The transcript has a single exon. The record is from RefSeq and is a predicted model, not a curated record. Gene Ontology annotation, cellular component: nucleus. Gene Ontology annotation, molecular function: ubiquitin binding. Bases 121 to 1287 code for a protein of 388 amino acids. Lineage: Eukaryota; Viridiplantae; Streptophyta; Magnoliopsida; Brassicales; Brassicaceae.
AUUCUUUGUAAUAUAAAUAUUUGGCUUCGUUAUCAAUAAAGGUUAGAGGUGUUCCAAUCUCAAGUUUAACAAAACUUAUCAGAGCAGUAUUGGCGUAAUUAUUAUCACAAACAGUUGCUGAUGAUGGAUGCUCCACAUGAUUCUUCUCAUGAAGAAGGAAAAGAAGAACAAGUUCCCAUUCCUUUACCUUCGACUGGGAAUACUCUCUGUGAUACUCCGGUUCCUGAAGAGAUCUCUGACUCCGAAUCAGAAUCGUUAGACUCACUGACAUUCGAUGAGACUCCUCAAACAACCAAUGAGUACCAACAGAAUCUAAUCUCAUCAUUCACCGAGGUAGCUGUUGGUCAAACAAUGGAAACAGUCAUACAGUUCUUAGAGACGGCAAACUGGAACCUCGAAGAAGCCAUCAAUCACUUUUUCGUUGAAUCAAACACGACGAGGUUACCUCCUCUGAGGUUUCUUUUCGAAGGUUCGUUCGAUGAGGCAAAAUCAGCAUCUUCCCAAGAGAAUCUGUGGUUGCUAGUGAAUCUCCAAUCCACGAAAAACUAUGCUUCUCAUUCGCUUGACAUAGAUUUAUGGUCGAACAAAGUCGUUUCUCAAGCUAUCGAGUCAAGCAUCAUCUUAUGGCAAGUCUAUGAUGAUACCACUGAAGGACAGAAAAUCUCUACUUUCUACAAGAUUGAGUCUGCUCUUCCCGUGGUGCUCCUCAUUGAUCCCAUCACUGGUUUUAAGAUGCGGUCGUGGAGCGGAGUGAUUGAAGCUCAGAGUUUUAUCGACGAUUUGAUGAACUAUACUAACUCUGGUCCUCACGAACACAUUGCUUCUCUGACAAGAAAAGAACCCGUUUUAUGUAAUGAAACCAACCAGACUAGUGAUGAUGUUGUCACUCCUUCAGGGGCGGAGACUUGUUCGUCAACCAACUGUGAUGAUGUCGUCGAAACGAUUGAGACGAAGACUUUACCCACACAUGAGGAGGAGGAAGAGGAGACUUGUUUUGAGUUUCCAGUCUUGACAGAAGAGCCAAAAGGAGACUGUGAUCGAAGCCUUGUGUGCAGUCUAUGUGUUCGGUUUCCAGAUGGGAGAAGAAAGCAGAGGAAGUUUCUCAAGACCGAACCUAUUCAGCUUCUCUGGUCUUUCUGUUAUUCUCAGAUGGUGGAGUCUGAGAAGAAGGCGUUUAAGCUAGUACAAGCGAUUCCUGGUGCUUCAAAGACUCUUGAUUAUGGAGCUGACGCCACGUUCGGACAAUCUGGGCUCGCUAAUUCGAUGGUGUUGGUUGCUUGGGAGUGAAGAUUUGGAGUUUAGACCCCAAGUCGUAGUGUUUUUUUUCUCUUAUAUCUUGAUUUUAAUAAUUUGUUCCUUUCAACUUCCAGUUUGUCUCUUUUGCUAUUUGAUUUUCCAUGGUCAAUGAGACCUCUUCAUCUAAACGUUUUUAGAAACCUGACAACGCUAUGAUCCAACUGGGAGAAAGUGGUCUUGAAUAACGUUCAAAACUAAACAAGGAUCGACCACUUUGGUGUUUAAAUAAUUUAGCCAAUCUUGUUAGAAAUCUUCCAAAUGUUCGCAUAUCGAAAUUAAAAGGAGAGAUAAGAAGAAGCCUUUGUGAAAUAUUACGUGCUCUUUUUGGAAAUUUCCCCAUGGAACUGUAGCAUUAAUGGGCGUUGCAACUUGCAACAUGAUCAGAAUCUGUCAAGUUCACGCAAAAGGUAGAUAGUUCAACACCAUGUUCUUUUUUUUGAACAGCAGUUUAACACCAUGUUCAAGACAAACAUUGAAAACAAUGUCUUUAGUUUUUUCAAACAAAACGCAUCUAUGUUAAUAAAUGUUUUUUUGCUCAAAUCCUCAAGUAUAUUGAGAAAUCACUUUAGUGAUUUAUGUUGACGUGUAGAAGAGCUCUCCAUUUAAUUGUUAUAAUUUGAUUGGUUGAUAGUUUUUAUUUUUUAU